Molecule: messenger RNA, 1437 nt
Organism: Gossypium raimondii (Peruvian cotton)
Lineage: Eukaryota; Viridiplantae; Streptophyta; Magnoliopsida; Malvales; Malvaceae
Product: bidirectional sugar transporter SWEET4
Exons: 5
Coding region: 259-1173 (304 amino acids)
Biological process (GO): carbohydrate transport
Cellular component (GO): membrane
Molecular function (GO): sugar transmembrane transporter activity
Source: RefSeq, a predicted model, not a curated record
AACCCAUAUGGAAUUUUUGUUUUGGAUAAGCUAAGACCUCCAAUUGAGUGGAAAAUAGCAGUGAAUAUCUAUCAUUGGCUUAGUUAACUAUUCAUGAGGAAAUAAUUCACUGCCAUAACAGUUUUUUGUUUAGAAUGCUAAGUGAAUCCGUAGAGCUCUCGGCAGAGCUGAAACAUUUCGGAUCAUACAUGUCAUGCAUGUAACCACCAGUUUUAGAUACAUCAACUCAUUGAUUCCUCUUUGUUUGUGUAUAUAUAUAUGUGUGUACAAACUCAUUGGUGUCUCAUCCAAAUCUAUUCUCUUCUGAAAAUAUCCUAUUCCUUUGGAACUCUCUCUCUCUCUCUCCCUCAUUUUUCUUCUCCUUUCUUCCCUCUUCUCUCAUUCAUUUCUCUACUUCUCUCCGCCAUGGUUUCGCACCUUGUCACCACUAUCCGAAAUGUAGUUGGAAUCACAGGGAAUGUAAUCUCCCUCUUCUUGUUCUUGUCUCCUGUGCCAACUUUUAUUAGAAUUUGGAAGAAAGGAUCAGUGGAACAGUUCUCCCCAGCCCCAUACCUUGCAACCUUAAUCAAUUGCAUGGUUUGGGUGGUUUAUGGGCUGCCUAUGGUGCACCCCAACAGCACCCUGGUUGUAACCAUCAAUGGCACAGGGACUGCCAUUGAGAUUGUAUACCUAACCCUCUUCCUCAUCUAUUGCCAUGACAAGAAAAAGAGAGUGAAAGUGAUGCUAAUAGUGCUAGUUGAGAUGAUUUUUAUUGCGGGUGUCACCGCUCUGGUUCUUAUCAUAGCUCACACUACUCAACGUCGAUCCAUGGUGGUCGGAAUUAUAGCUAUUUUGUUCAAUAUCAUGAUGUAUGCUGCCCCUUUAUCCGUCAUGAAACUGGUGAUCACGACGAAAAGUGUGGAGUAUAUGCCAUUUUUCCUGUCACUAGCAUCCUUUGCCAAUGGUGUUGCUUGGACUGCAUAUGCUUUCCUCCCUUUUGAUCCUUUUAUUGCUGUUCCAAAUGGACUAGGGACAUUGUUUAGUUUAGCACAGCUGUUGUUGUAUGCCACAUAUUACAAGUCCACAAAGAGAAUAAUAGCAGCAAGACAAGAGGCCAAGAUGGAGAUGCAUCUCUCGGAGGUGGUGGUCAAUGGUGAUAAUAAUGAUCCCAAAAAGAACUCCACAGCACCUUAGAGACCCAUCCUUCUACUAUAUAUAACUAGAGAGGGUGUUUAAUUUUGUUAUGAACAUCAAUCACCAUAAACAUGGUGCCAUGCAGCAGCUUGUUUACCUAAUCAUUUUCCCUUUCAAGUCUUCUUUUUCUUUUGCGGGGUAAUGUGUGGGCUGAACUAUCAAGUUUUAGAUUUUUGCAAACUUAUUAUUAUGUGGCCCAACUUUUAUGCAUAUGGUUUUCUCCAAUCCAAUAAUAAGAGGUCCCUGCAAACUUCUAUGUUUAAA